GUGAAAAAAAUAAAAAAAAAUGGACCCAAAAACCGACAAAUUGGUGAGGAGGACGACCAUGAUCGCCACUGUCACUGCUUCUUAUUUUCUCCUCACUGCUGAUUAUGGCCCCGAACCUAAUUUUCUCGAACCUAAUUUUCUCGACCCCAUAAAAAGGGCUAUAAAAUCAACUGAAAAGUCGGUGAAAGACUUUGUUUUCGGAACAAAGAAAGACGCUCAACAAAGCGAGAUCAACAACAAAGUGACUUCCGACGUACCCGAGAAGCACCCGUAAUCUCUCUAGCUUAUCUCAAUAACACUUUUUUCGGACAAAAAAAAAAAAAAGAAAUGAGCCUUUGUAUAAAACAUCCACUGCGAUUUUCCCAUGUCCAAAGUUUAUGAUGCAGUAUAAAUGCCCUAAUUGCAAUGUAUUCUAUGCCGUUGAAGAAUUUGCUAGUUAACUUUGUCGGUGAAGUUCUUAACCAGCAAACGGAGUAUAGCCUAUUGAUUUAUUGCCCUAACAUUUUGAUUGUCAA
This is a messenger RNA of Erythranthe guttata (spotted monkey flower), 515 nucleotides long. RefSeq lists its product as uncharacterized. NCBI's taxonomy places the organism in Eukaryota, Viridiplantae, Streptophyta, Magnoliopsida, Lamiales, Phrymaceae. The record is from RefSeq and is a predicted model, not a curated record.